Neltuma alba is the source of this 1095-nucleotide messenger RNA. RefSeq names its product extensin-like. Bases 71 to 823 code for a protein of 250 amino acids. NCBI's taxonomy places the organism in Eukaryota, Viridiplantae, Streptophyta, Magnoliopsida, Fabales, Fabaceae. The record is from RefSeq and is a predicted model, not a curated record. The transcript has 3 exons. Gene Ontology annotation, molecular function: metal ion binding.
UAUUAUUACUAUAAAUUUCUUCUUCCAUCGUUUUCAUCCCUCAGAUCUGAGCUCUCCUCAUCUUUUAGCCAUGGCUGAAAAGGUGACAAUAAUGAGGCUCAAGGUUGAUCUACACUGUGAGAAAUGCUACAAGAAGGUCAAGAAGGUUCUCUGUAAAUUCCCUCAAAUUCGAGACCAGGUGUUCGAUGAGAAGCAGAACAUUGUGACCAUUAAAGUGGUGUGCUGUAGCCCAGAGAAGAUAAGGGAUAAGCUUUGCUGUAAAGCUUGUGGUGCCAUCAAAAGCAUCGAAAUCGUCGAACCGCCAAAGCCCAAACCACCUGAACCCCCGAAGCCGAAGCCACCCCCAAAGCCAGAUGAGCCUGAGAAGCCCAAGCCGCCACCCCCCAAGCCAGCUGAGCCUGAGAAGCCCAAACCGCCACCGCCACCCCCCAAGCCAGAUGAGCCUGAGAAGCCCAAGCCGCCACCCCCAAAGCCUCAAGAGCCGUGCCCGAAGCCGACACCGGUUCCAACUGGAGUGUGUUGUGUUCCAUGCUAUGAAGGAAGGCCCGGUGGGCCAUGCUUUGAAGGUUAUGGCGGAAAGCCUAAAGAGCCGUGCCCGAAGCCGACACCGGUUCCAAUUGGAGUGUGUUGUGUUCCAUGCUAUGAAGGAAGGCCCGGUGGGCCAUGCUUUGAAGGUUAUGGCGGACCCCCACCAUGUUACGGAGGGUGUUAUUAUGGGAGGCCUGUUUAUGAUAGCUAUGGCGGAGGACGACCUUGCUACUGCGUUAGCCGUUGUGAUCAAUACUUCAACGAAGACAACGCAACAGGGUGCACAAUAAUGUGAGCGAAAGACUCAUCGAUGUGGCCUUGUAUGGAGAAUAAUUAAUAAUGGUAUAGCUAUAUGGAGUUAUAUACAUAAAGUGGGUCCUCGUGUGUCUAAUCAAAUUUACGUUCUUUGUUUUUUGUAAUAAUAUUAGUAAUAAUAAAAUUGUUGACAGUGUUUCACAUGAAAGGAGAGAAAAACGAGUCACAAAAACGAGGGUUAAUUGAUUCCUGCGUUGUUUGUUUUACAUUUGUCUGAAUAAAUAAAGCAUUUUGAGGGGAUUUCUUUUGAUA